AUGACCUGCGAUCGCAUGAUCAUUGGAGAGAGCCUUCGUCUGUGGUUCGGUUCCGUUGGCGCCUUUGAAGCCUAUGUCCAGCAAGAGGUGUCAGCUGCUUUCAAGGAUCGACUUGGAAGCUUGCCUUUGCCGUAUUCUUGGAUCGUCGGGAGCACGAUUCCAGCUAUGUGGCUUGCGCUCAACGAUGCCAUCGAGCACAUCUAUGCAGGAAGAUCUCUGGAAGGCGUAGCCUUUGUGUUCUACGUGCUGUGCUGGUGGUUGGUCCUUUUUCCGGUGAUGAUCUUCCUUUGGAUGAAGGUCGUCCUCCGGCUCCGAAGACGCUUCUCCCAGCUAUGGCAGGAGAUCAUCGUCAACCUCGCAUGCACCGUGGUCUUCGGUCUGCUCUACCUCAUCCUGGCCCUUUUGGAAGGUUUCAUCUUUGCGAGCCUCAGUUUCCUGCAGUGGGACAUGGCACUGACAGUUUAUGCUUCUGCAGCAUGGGUUUUGUCUGGUCUGGUUGGAUUCUUCCUUUGGUUGAAGUCAGCCAGAGCUCCAUCGCGAGAGGCAGAGGCUGAAUUGGCCGAGACUCACCACGAACUUCAGGUUCCCACAUAG
Molecule: messenger RNA, 594 nt
Organism: Symbiodinium sp. CCMP2592
Lineage: Eukaryota; Dinophyceae; Suessiales; Symbiodiniaceae
Source: the annotation of a GenBank genome assembly